AUGGCUGAGUCACUUCUUGUGCCUGGUGCAAAGGUCUUGGCUGCUGAGAGAAUGCGAGCCAGCAUCGACGAUUUGGUCGCAAAGAGCGAUGUGCCUGCGAUCGGUAACGAAUUUGCGGAGCUGGCAGAGGAUGUUUACACAAAGUUGUCGGACACCGACGUUGCUAUCGAGGAACAAGUCUGCUAUUUCUUUGUGAUGAAGCGUCUUGACGCUUUGGUUUGGAACUUUAUUAAGCGCUUGAUGCUCAGAUAUGGAGACCUAGCUGCCGGGGUUCUUCACUACAUCAAUCUCCUAGCCCUCACCAAUUUGGUGAAAGGAAACAUAUCAUGCCCCGGACACAGGAUAUAG
Pyricularia grisea is the source of this 348-nucleotide messenger RNA. RefSeq lists its product as uncharacterized. NCBI's taxonomy places the organism in Eukaryota, Fungi, Ascomycota, Sordariomycetes, Magnaporthales, Pyriculariaceae. The transcript has a single exon. The record is from RefSeq and is a predicted model, not a curated record. The coding region runs from base 1 to 348 and encodes 115 amino acids.